GUGCAAAAAUCGGCGUCAUUUUUAGAGCCUCGACACCAGCUCAACACAGGACCCUAUGGGAGACGGUGAAGUAGCGGAAGCAAUAAAUAGAGCGCUCUAAUUUUAGCUUAUUUCCCUGUAGUGUCACCGACUGAUAUGAUUGAUUCAGUAGGUUCAGUCAGGAAGGCAUCAGUAGGUGCCAGUGAGCCCUGGCCGCGCCGUCGCCGGCCGGCAUGGUACACACGCGUGGCCAGCCGCGGUUCACGGAGGGCGAGCGCGUGCUCUGCUACGAGCCCGACACCAGCAAGGCGCAGGUGCUCUACGAGGCCAAGGUGCUGGAGGUUGCGGAGAGGAGGGACAGGAAUGGACGGCGAACGAUUGAGUGCCUGGUGCAUUUUCAGGGCUGGAAUUCGGGCUGGGACCGGUACGUAGCCGAGGACCAAAUCCUGGAGUACAGCGAGGCCAACCGGCGGCUGCAACGCUCGCUCGCCGAGAGGUUCCUGCCGCCCGGGGUGGUGGACCGGCGCCGGUACAGCGCCGCCGACAGCCAGCACUCGUCGACGGGCGGCUGCUCGGCGCCGCCCUCGGAGGUCGCGAGCGGAGACGAGUCCGAGGACGAGGCGGUCUCGCCGGCCGCCGCGCACGUCGAGAUGCCGGCCGCGCUGCGCCGCCGGCUCGACGACGACUACUACUACGUCAACAAGUACCACAAGCUGCCGCAGCUGCCGUGUGAGCCGACCGUGGUGGCCGUCCUCGAAGCGUACGUCCAGCACUGGCAGCAGACGGGCAGCCGGCGCCCCUCCACCGGCGGCCGCGGCAAGAGCCGGGACCCCGACUGGGAGGUCAGCGCGCGCAGUCUGAAUCUCUGCAAGGAGGUGGUGGACGGCCUGCGGAUCACCUUUGAUCACGUGCUGGAACUUCAGCUUCUGUACGCGGCCGAGAGGGAGCAGCACGGUCGGCUGCUGCGGCCCGCCUCGCCGGCCAGUGACGGGCCGGCGCGCACCCGGCACGCCUCGGCCCGCUCGGACCGCACCGACGAGUCGGCGUCCCGGAUGACUCUGCGCUCGCGCCGGCCCACGCGUGACUCUGAGUCAACUGAGCGGGAGUGCGCCGCCAGCUCGGGCGACGAGCAGCCGGACUCCAAACGCAGGCCGUUCAGCGUGGAGUCGACCGAAUCGGCGCGCGCGCGCUGGUCGCUGCUGCCACCUGGCGAGCUGUCGAGGAGUCCGCCGCUGCCGUGCUGCGUGUACGGGGCCAUCCACCUGCUGCGUCUGAUGGCGCUGCUGCCCAACAUCCUGCUGCAGAUGCGCAUGUCGGAGCGCAAGCUGAACCUAGUGACGCACCACUCGGCGCUGCUGCUCGACUUUCUGCAGGAGAGCGCCGAGCAGCUGUUCACGCGCACGCAGUACCGGUAGGUGGUACCCGGCCGCGCCGCCGCCCAGCCGCGGCUCAGCACCAGGCGCACAGUGUGCUGAGGACAGGUUUUAGUGGUCAGAGCGGGCGGCGCACAGUGCUGCGGAUGGUGUGAGGGGCAGCGGGCUGCGCAGUGUUUGUGGGUGUACAGUGGCUCUGUGGGAUUGUGUGUCGUACCAACAUGUGUUUGCAUUCAUGAUCAAAGUCAAGUGUUUAUGUGCUGAUAGACGUAAUAAAUGGUAUGUUUUUUUCAACUUUAA
This is a messenger RNA of Amphibalanus amphitrite, 1652 nucleotides long. It is a transcript of the gene msl-3, whose product is annotated as male-specific lethal 3 homolog. NCBI's taxonomy places the organism in Eukaryota, Metazoa, Arthropoda, Thecostraca, Balanomorpha, Balanidae. The record is from RefSeq and is a predicted model, not a curated record. Gene Ontology annotation, biological process: regulation of DNA-templated transcription; chromatin organization. The transcript has 10 exons. Bases 213 to 1394 code for a protein of 393 amino acids. Gene Ontology annotation, cellular component: nucleus; NuA4 histone acetyltransferase complex; MSL complex.